Paramacrobiotus metropolitanus is the source of this 2488-nucleotide messenger RNA. RefSeq lists its product as uncharacterized. The transcript has 5 exons. Bases 887 to 1759 code for a protein of 290 amino acids. Lineage: Eukaryota; Metazoa; Tardigrada; Eutardigrada; Parachela; Macrobiotidae. Gene Ontology annotation, cellular component: membrane. The record is from RefSeq and is a predicted model, not a curated record.
UCAAAAUUAAUGAUUUACUUAUAACAGAUAGUGCAUAAUUUACGUACAUAUAGUUAUACACUAUGACCAUACCGUUUACUCUGCUAGAAUUUGUCCAGUUCUUGUGUGGUGCCUGGAUAUCAGUGAACAACACAAUCGCCACUAGACAAAAUUUAGAAUUCGACAAUCAUUUCCGUGACUUGUGUCAAGACGAUGCCCGAGAACUUACCAAUAAGUUCCACGACAGCUGCCAGUUUCUGCAAAGUAUGGAUAGUUUUUUAAUUGGCUUGGAGAAACCUUGUCAGUUCGCUUUCGAUGAUCCUUUGGCCGACAAAGUGUGUCGAUUUUGGCAGAAAUCGGAAUACCCCGCUUAUAAUAUGUACUGGACGUUUUGCCCGCAUUUUCCUUUGCUUAGGUUUAAUUAUUCAAACGGAAUUCCGAGAGAGGUGGGCUAUUUAUACCUGUGCAAGUGGAGUCAUUAUACGAAAGAAUUAUCACCGCGAAUUUUCGAAGCUACUGACUGCGAUGCAGAGACCACAACUAAUUAUUCCGUCAGUCGAUUACACCCUGAAAUAAACAGCUGUCCUGCUCUGGACGCCAUAAUUCAGUUAACUUUCCGCGGAAAUGAUGUCUGCGCUCAGCAAUAUACCCGUGAUAGCGCAACCACUCCUGGACGAGUCUGUGGCUGGUGGAAGGAUCAAGAUGGAAAAAUGCAGGAGAUUGUCCGCAAUCUCAAUGUGGAGUUCUGCAACACCCCAUCCGAGUUCAUAGAUCACUGCGGCACCAAUACGUCGCGGAUGUGGUUUUUUCACGCAUCAAGCGCGCUGGCCAAGAGUCCCACUGCUGCUGCUUUCACGGUGACCUUUCCAGUUCUACUAGCCUUCGCCACCUUCGGAAAUGUGUCAGCAUGGUGAUUUUCGCAUCGGUUAAGGAGAAAAAGACAAGCGCUACGGUUUAUUUGCUGGUGAUCUGCAUUGGCGAUUUCUUGCACAUGUGGUUUCAAGUUCCUCGAUACAUUUCCAUCGUCAAUCGCCGAGUUCUCAAGGAAAACUUAACUUUUAACAGUCUUAUCGGUUUCAUAAAUUUGAUAUUGCACGUCGCCAAGGAUAUAUCCGACUGGGCUCUUGUGAUAUUUUCCGUGGAACGCUCGGUGUCCAUUCUUCGACCACUGCAAAAUCGUGAGCAUGGUCGCACCAGGACAGCGUGGAUCGCGAUGCUGGUGAUACUAGUUGUGCUGCUCGCCAUCAAUGCAGUGGAACCCAUCGCCUCACAGUACACCCUAUCGCGAGCCGGAGUUAGAGUGUUUGAACUCAUGUAUCGAGAUGUUCCGGCACUGGAUGCAGCGUAUCCUCAGUGGAUUCGAAGAUGGAUGUUUGCUGCACUCAUCUACCGGACCGUGAAAAUUGUCGCCGUCUUUGUCAUCCUCUUCGUAGCCGACUCUGUUGUCAUUAUCACAGUGAUCAAGCGACAGCAUGCGUUUAAAGCGCACUCUCGUAAAGGUCGCAUUGGUGGCAUGAAUCUGAUGAUCAUCUUCUCGGCCACAUCGUACCUGUUGACGCAGGUCGUAAUGCUGGUGAAUGAGUUGCUGGUUAUGUCGUAUGUCGCUUGCAUUAUACACACGGACCAAUACUCGUAUCGGAUCUACUGGAAUGUGUAUCCUGUUCAGAACGCUUUAGCGGAUGUUAACCAUUCUGUCAACUUCCUCUUCUAUUCCUAUUCCAAAUCCUACCGCGAAGGAGCUAACACACUACUGGGUUUUGUAAAAGCUGCAAAUGGAUAAGCAGUGUUCACCUUUUCUGUACUCACAACCUGAUAAAAUUCCGUAUGAAAAGGAGCAAAAGGAGUCAAAGACUGUCGAUCGGAAUGGAGCAAAGCAUCGCAAAGGGCAAGCAGAUGCAAUCAUCGUUAAUGAGUAUUUUCUGUAUUUGUGGUGUCGUUGCAAUAGCUAUACAGCCUAUACUAUUAUGGUUUCGUAUCGCACGUGUAUUUGUUUUUAGGUCUUAACAUGUCGGUGUCAGAGCAGCACAGGAAACCGUUGCAGGCUGCGGAUGACGACAUGGAGCUUAUGGUAUUCCCUGGUUUUCCGUCCGCAAAUGAAGCCGUUGACAUGCCGACAAACAUUAAUGCCAAUGAAAUACGAAAUACCGACCAUAAUAACAUUACGAGGCUGCGGAGAGUAAGCGCCCCUACUGCCACAUUUAGCGAAGCAGCUCCACCACGGAUAAGGCCACGCACAGCGAGUACUGUUACUAGAACACGGCAACAGUCAAGCUGAUCUCCAUAGAUUCUCAAAAAGAGUUCUGAGAUAAAUCGGAUUGAAACUUUGCAACACACUCCUUGUCACUGUGAAUUUCAUCAUUUAAAAAAUUUACAAAGGUCGUUGCGGUGUCUAAGCUGAAUAGUUGAUUCAAAGACUAGACCGUCUAGGCAUGGUAUAGAAUUCAGUUUGUGGUAAGAAUUUUCAGAUGUAAUUGUGUGGCCUGCAACGAUACGUAUUGCAACUCUGUAA